CCCCAACACUCUUCCUCCCCCACAACCCGACGAUGCCCACGACAUGCGCGUUGGUACUUUGCACUCCGAAGGAAGGAUCGAAAUUCAAGUAUGAUACCGAGAUACAAGAACAGAACCUGGCUGCGCUCAAAGAAGGAGAGGUACUGGUGAAAAUGGGAGCAGUUGCGUUCAACCACCGUGAACUGUGGAUUCGUAAGGGUAUGUAUCCACGCAUCGCCAAGGGCAGCACAAUCGGAGCGGAUGGCGCAGGUUCGUUCGUCGACAUCCAGGAGCUCGCCACUGAUGCCUUCACAGGAAAGGUCGUCGCUUCUUUCGAUCAAUCGGACAGUCUACUCGGGAAACGCGUUUUUUUGACGCCGAUGCGCGGAUGGGAGUCUCAUCCCCAUGUACCUGAGAAGCCGUUCGGAAUACUGGGCGGUGCAGAGUAUCCUCGCCUCGGAACCUUCUCUGAAUACGUAGUGGUGGACAGGAAUGAGGUCAUCCUUACACCCGAUCAUCUAUCCGAUCGAGAAAUGGCUGCAUGGCCGCUUGCCGGGCUCACGGCGUGGCGAUCAAUCUCCCUCGCAAACGUCCCCACCAACGGUUCCGUGCUUAUCACAGGAAUCGGAGGCGGCGUCGCUCUGCUUGCGCUCCAACUUUGCGUCGCCAUGGGUUUUAAUGUAUAUGUCACCUCCGGAUCUCAGAGCAAAAUCGACAAGGCAAUCGCAUCAGGGGCCAUGGGGGGAGUCAAAUAUUCAGACAAAACAUGGCCCAAACAGCUGGCCGCACUCUUGAAGUCACAUGGACUCCGGUACGUCGACUCGGUGAUCGACUCCGGUGGGUCGGAAAUCAUGCAGCAAGUCGGCCCCGUCCUGGCUUUCGGCGGGAAGGUCGUAUGUUACGGGAUGACCGCCGGGCCGACGAUCUCCUUGUCCAUGCGCGAGGUGAUGCGAAAUCAACAACUGAUAGAGGGCCGUCGCAGUUCAGACGAGAUCGUUAAUCCUGGCCAUCACGUUUGGGCAGAGAUAACGAACGACCACGGACCAGGCACGAUUCCUACUCGGGCAGAGACCUUAAGUAUCGAUGUCUAUGCCGAGCGCACUGCUCUCUCUUUCUCUCGCACCCCUGCUCUCCUCGUACUCGCGAUGGAAAUCCAAUCGUCUACCUCCGGCUCGAAGAUACCGCGCACGACCCGCGCUUUGAUGAUGCGCGCGCCGACCGUCGCACAACAGUCCUUGUACAACGAUGCCUUGCUAGAGCAAGUAGCGCUGCCAACUCUGAAACCGGGGCAGGUCCUGGUCAAAAUUACCGCUGCAGCCUAUAACCACCGAGAUCUGUGGCUGCGGAAAGGCCUGUAUCCGAAAUGGAAGGUCGGCCGGGUGCUGGGAUCAGAUGGCGCCGGCGUAGUUAUCGCCGCGGGUGAUGCGGAAGACCCUCUCCUCAACAAACGCGUGUUCCUUACGCCCAUGCGCGGUUGGGAAAGCCACCCGCAUGUACCAGAAGAGACAUUUGGCGUCCUUGGCGGGACUGCUUACCCAGACGUUGGCACUUUCCAAGAGCACAUCGUUCUGGACCGCAAGGAGGUCAUUCCCACGCCGUCACAUCUGACAGAUGAGGAGAUUGCUGCUUGGCCCCUGGCCGGUCUUACUGCCUGGCGAUCGAUUUCUCUUGCUGAAAUCCCUCCAAACGGGACAGUCUUCAUUACCGGAAUUGGCGGCGGUGUCGCGUUAACCGCUCUGCAACUCUGCGUCGGAAUGGGACUGAAGGUCUACGUCUCAUCUGGCGGACAGGGCAAGAUCGACAAAGCGAUUGCCAUGGGCGCGAAGGGCGGUGUGAGAUACUCCGAUGAGAACUGGCCGCAAACUCUCGCUGCGCUUCUCAAAUCUCAUAAAACUGAGCUGGAUGCCGUGAUCGAUUCGGGAGGGGACGAGAUUCUGGCCAAGACCGCCAAGUCGCUCAAGUUCGGAGGUAAGGUCGUCUGCUACGGCAUGACGGCCGGUCCGAAGAUCACCAUGAGUAUGCCGCAGGUGAUGCGAAACCAGCAACUCAUCGGAACGCUCCUCGGGUCGAGGAAAGACCUGAUCUCAGCGACCGAGUUCGUAGAGAAACAUAAGAUCGUUCCAAUCGUUGGCAAGGUCCUUACCGGGCUUGAAUCCGCCGAGGAGGGCUUCGAGAUAAUGGAGAAGGGAACGCAGUUCGGGAAAAUAGUCAUCAAAGUGGGAUGGCCAGAGGGCGCCAAAGCUACUUUGUGAUCUACAUAAUUGAACCAACAUUUCUUCGUGUAUAAACUUCUCUUUUUUACUGACCACAACAUUCCUCUCAUCACAGCCUGGAGGCCGCGCUUGAAUGAAGAGCA
Mycena citricolor is the source of this 2335-nucleotide messenger RNA. The record is from the annotation of a GenBank genome assembly. Lineage: Eukaryota; Fungi; Basidiomycota; Agaricomycetes; Agaricales; Mycenaceae.